Prunus armeniaca (apricot) is the source of this 1998-nucleotide messenger RNA. The record is from the annotation of a GenBank genome assembly. NCBI's taxonomy places the organism in Eukaryota, Viridiplantae, Streptophyta, Magnoliopsida, Rosales, Rosaceae.
AUGAGUAGCUUGCAACUUUCUUCACUACAAAGGUCUGCGCUCCUAUUAGCCCUCUUGUGUGGUGCUCUUACUCCAGCAGGAGGGUUGAGUUUCAGCUAUCCAACAUUUCGAGACAACAUAGAUGAAAAGGAUUUCAUUAAAUCCGAAUAUUCACGAAUAUAUUUUGGUGCAAUCCAGAUCACUCCUGAUCUUAGUAACGUGGCUUCCAUCGUGAAUCAAUCUGGAAGGUUUUUAUAUAAAAAGCCAUUCAAGCUGUGGGGAAAAGGCCAUGGCGGUGUUCGUAGCAGAGCAUUGUUCAAUUCUACCUUUGUACUUAACAUCACUCCCAAAACCGAUCCAGGUGGUGAAGGCUUGGCCUUUAUCUUAACUGGAAAUCGCACUCUUCCAGAGAAGAGCCAAGGAGAAUGGCUUGGAAUUGUAAAUGCAAAUUCAAAUGGAUCUGCUCAGGCUAACAUAGUGGCAGUAGAAUUCGACACAAGAAAGAGCUACUUGGAAGAUGUAGAUGACAACCAUGUGGGCUUGAAUGUAAACAGCGUUUACUCAAUUCAACAAGUUCCUUUACUUAGCUAUGGUGUUAAUCUUUCAAGCCAAACGAAUUACACGGUGACAAUUCGGUAUGACAGCCAGAACAUCACCAUCUUUUUUUCCCAGACCAAUGAAACUAGGGAGGAAAUGAAGAAUAUUCCAGUUUUGUCUCGCACUCUUGAUCUCUCUGAGUAUCUUUCACAGAAGGUAUAUGUGGGAUUCUCAGCUUCCACAAGCAAUAGCACUCAGCUAAACUGCAUACGGUCAUGGGAUUUCCACUCUUCACAUAUAGAUGAAAAUUCAAACCUGCUGUGGGUUUGGAUUACGGUCCCUGCAGUAUUUGUCUUGGUAACUGGAGUUUCUGCUUACUUGUUCUGGACAAGACAAGGUGAAAAGGAGGACGCACAUCUGCAGAUAGACGAAGAGAUUCAAACAAAUUCCAUGGCCCCCAAAAAAUUCAAACUCAAAGAACUUCAAAGAGCAACAGGCAGAUUUAAUCCCAAGAACAAGCUCGGAAAAGGUGGCUUUGGAACAGUCUAUAAGGGCCUCUUGGGAAACAAAGAGGUAGCAGUCAAGAGAGUCUCAAAGGAUUCACGUCAAGGCAAGCAAGAAUUCAUAGCAGAAGUCACCACAAUCGGCAGACUUCGUCACAAAAAUCUGGUCAAAUUAAUUGGAUGGUGCUAUGAAAGACAUGAGCUUCUUAUCGUCUAUGAGUUCAUGCCAAAUGGAAGCCUAGACAGAUUCGUAUUCAGGGAUGACACGUUAGGGAUGGAGAAAGAGGAACCAACACUGAGCUGGGAAAGAAGGCACAGCAUAAUACUUGGGGUAGCUCAAGCACUCGAUUAUCUUCACAAUGGAUGCGAAAAGAGAGUGCUUCACCGAGACAUAAAAGCCAGCAACAUCAUGUUAGACUCAGAUUUCAUAGCCAGGCUGGGAGACUUUGGACUGGCUCGUACCAUCCAACAAAGUGGUUUAACUCACCACUCUACCAAAGAGAUUGCAGGAACACCAGGCUAUAUGGCUCCAGAAACAUUUCUUACCGGCAGGGCUACCGUCGAAACAGAUGUUUAUGCAUUUGGUGUUCUUGUGCUAGAAGUUGUCUGUGGAAGAAGGCCUAGUAAUCAAAACGAGCAGAACAACUACAACAACAGCAUAGUGUAUUGGCUGUGGGAUCUUUACAGCAGAGGAAGGAUCCUUGAUGCUGUUGACUCCAGAUUGGAUGGAGACAUUGAUGAGGAUGAUAUGGCAUGUGUUCUGGUUUUGGGGUUAUCUUGCUGCCACCCAAACCCACAUCUGAGGCCAUCCAUGAGGACUGUCCUUAAGGUUCUUACAAGGGAAGCAGAUCCACCAGCACUGCCCACUGAAAGGCCUGCUUUUGUGUGGCCAGCCAUGCCUCCAUCAUUCAAAGAGGACACAGAAUUUGAUCUGGCUGGAGGGCAAAUACCACCAUUCACAGAACUCACUGGAAGAUGA